CCAGAGCAGCGGCGCUGCGCCCGGGAGCCUCCUGGGGCUGGGGCAGGCUCAGCGGGUGGCCCAGGUAUGCCGGCUAAGGCAGAGUGGUCCUCUCUCAGCCAGGGAAAGUGCACCCAUAUGAACAGCUGGGGGUCAGGUAGCCGCUGUCUGUGAUCCCCCGGGGAUGAGACUUGUGUGUGAAAGUCUGUGGUCACCACCAUGCAGACCUGCAGCUUGUGGGUGAUUGUCUUCUCGUGGGCUGCGCUAACCGUUGGUGCUUUCUCUCCUCUCUGUGAUGUGCUCCGAGAGCUAGAGAGGGACAAAGAGCAGUGUCUUCAAGAACCGAAGAACAACUCUGAAAAUGGGGAACCCAUAUCAGGCUGCCCUAGACUAUGGGACAACAUGAUUUGCUGGCCUUUCUCUUUCACCGGACAGACAGUGAAAGCUGAAUGCCCCAAAUUCCUCCAAAUGAUCACUGGCAAAAAUGGGUUUGUAUUUCGAAACUGUACUCAAGAUGGCUGGUCUGAAACCUUUCUCAGAACUGAUACUGCCUGUGGGUAUGAUGUAAAUGAUACCACCAAUGAUAAGCGGCACUCUUACUUCUUGAAGCUGAAAGUCAUGUAUACCGUGGGCUACAGCACCUCCUUGGUGAUGCUUUUGAUUGCCCUGGGCAUUCUCAUCACCUUCCGAAAACUCCACUGUACCCGGAACUACAUCCAUAUGCACCUGUUUGUAUCCUUCAUCCUGAGGGCUUUGUCCAUCUUCAUCAAAGAUGCAGUGCUGUUCUCCAAUGAUGUUGGCCACUGUGAUGACCAUCUGGUUGGCUGUAAAACCCUCAUGGUCUUCUUUCAAUACUGUAUCUUGACCAACUACAGCUGGCUGCUGAUAGAAGGUCUCUAUCUGCAUACCCUUCUGGUCGUUUCUUUCUUCUCAGAAAAGAAGGUUCUCCAGUACUUUAUCAUCUUUGGAUGGGGUUCCCCAGCAGUUUUUGCUACAUCAUGGGCAAUCACUCGACAUUUUCUGGAAAACAAUGGGUGCUGGGACAUUAAUGCCAACCCAUUCAUCUGGUGGAUCAUUCGAGGACCUGUGAUUAUCUCCAUCCUGGUUAACUUCAUCCUUUUUGUGAAUAUUCUAAGGAUUUUAAUGAAAAAACUCAAAACCCCAGAAAUGAGAGGAAAUGACAUGAACCAUUACAAGCGACUGGCCAAGUCCACCCUUCUGCUGAUCCCCCUCUUUGGGAUACACUACAUCAUCUUUGCUCUUUCCCCUGAAGAUACCAUGGAGAUAAAACUGUUUUUUGAGUUGGCACUUGGCUCAUUUCAGGGCUUGGUGGUGGCUGUACUCUACUGCUUCCUUAAUGGGGAGGUGCAGUUGGAGAUCCAGAGAAAGUGGCGACAGCGGCGCUUGAAUAACUGGUUCUGGAUGCGUCCAUCACUGAGUUCUUCCUUCAACAGUGGCACUAGUGGCCUUACCCACAUGACUAAAGCCAGCCCUUUGGAGCAGGGCACAGGAACUGCCUGGAAAGGCAGUGUCAUCUGAGGGGCUAGUGUAUAGGGGAGGUAUUGUUGAGAAUCGGGAGCACUAACAGGCACUGGAUUGUCCUGAAAAGGUAUAAGAGACAGGUGUCAGUAAAGAUAGGUUUCUCUGAGAGGUCAUCACAUUCUCAGGGAGCCAUCAAAACAGGAAUAUCCUCCAAAGCAACAGUGAUAACUACCAUGUUUCCAGCCUGGGUAUACUUCCUCUUGCUUUUUCCUUUCAAGUGCCAGUUCCUGAUUUCACUUGGUUACUUCCUUACCUUAAUUCUUGGUCCAGUCUCUAUGAGAUAAGAAAAGAGUUCUCCCCAAAGCAAAGAAUUAGAAUAGUGUUGAGUAUGUGCAGAGGAAGUGACUGGGAUGGAGAAGAGACUUGAAGCCAUGUCAUAGGAAGGAUGGUGGAUAUUUUCAGGAAAAUAAUUGUUUUCAAACAUUGGAAGGAUUAUCCUAUAGAAGAGAGAGUAUAUUUUACCUAUGUAUGUGAUUCCAUGGGCCUAAUUAAAACCAAUUGGUGGAAGUUAUAAAUAUAUAAAAAUUGGCUCAGCAGAAGAAACUUUUGAUAAAGAAAGCUCUCCAAUAACAGUGACCACUAAGCAAAAAUUAUAGUAGUGGAAAUUUAUGCACUCGGUAUCAAGUUGGACUGAAUGACUUUUGACAAUUCUUCCUCUCUGGAUUCUGUGAUUUUGUCUGGAGGCAAGGGGAGAAAGAAUUCAUUGAGAGUAGUUGGGAUGCUAUCUUUAGGUCCCGGUUCCAAUAUUUGGACAUUUGGAUAAGGGAAAGUUGAAAACCAGCAGUCUAUUACAAUGAAGGUUCUAUUUAGUGCUCCAUGACCAAAGGGAAGAGAAGAAAAGGAUGUGUUAAUAAAUCCUGACAGUAUAGUGAUUCAUUCAUUAUUUAUGAGGAAAGACAUUUUGGGGUACUUGGAAGAAGGAAUUGGGGAUUUCAGGUUUCUUCUUACUCUCAUAAAAAUUUAACAUAUGGAAAGGGCAAUUCACCUUUAUGGACUUCUCCAUCUUUCUCCUCUUCCUUACACUUAGCAGAAGAAGGGUCAGAGAAGCCUUUUGAAUCAUGUAAUUCUUCUCCUUAUCCAUUCUUAACCCUUGUAAAAUAGUGUAAAGAGGUAAAUUUGGUCUCUAGCUUUCUUCUCCCUCCUUCCUCAUCUCUCAUACACCUUUUUCAGUGUCUCAUGCUUCUCUCUUGAGCCAACUACUAUAAUCACAGUCACACCACGCCCACCAUUGGAAUUUACCUGUUUUGUAUUCUGUACCUCACACUCUCUGGGCUGUCUAAGGUGAGAACUAAUGUAGCAAUCUAAUAAACCGCAGGUACUGAAGUGGAAAGAGAACUGAAUUUUGAUUUAAAGGACGUAUGGGGAAGCUAACUGGCACAGUGAUGGAGCAUGAUUCCUGGAGUCAGGAGGACUCCAUAUUUUACCUCAGGCACUUGACACUUACUAGCUAUGUGACCCUGGACAAAUCACUUAGUCCCAAUUGCCUUCCUCAACACAAACAAAAAGACAAAGGUUCAAAUCCUUACUUAAUAUCUGUACAAUUUUGGGGAGUUCAUUUAAUGUUAUGACCAGCACAACACAAAUGGGUUAGUGGCGGUUGAAAAUAAGGAGAUGGGGUUGCUGAUAAUUCAACAGAGCCAUUUAUUGAGAGAAAUCAUGUUGCUUGUAUCUCUUAAACCGUAUGUUACUAAGAAAGGCAUUGUUUUGUAACUAACCCUGGUUUUUGUUUUCUAUGAUCUAACUCUGAAGCAUGUUGUUAGUUUCUAAGGACUCAAACUUAUGUAAAGUUCACAAUGCCCCAGUAAUUGUGCCAGAACUUUAUGUUUUUCCAUCAUUUCAAGCUUAAAUGCACUCUUGAUUAAUCUUAGGAGGAGGGGAACAUCUCAGUUACUGAAGUUUCUAGCUUCCUGGGAGUUGUCUACAUCUCCCCCUUUUUGUUUAUUUUGGUACUCUCAAGUCUUGAAGUUUGAGAUGCUGCCUGCAAACAUUCUCAGAGAUUCUUUAAAUUAUGGUUAGAAAACAGCCUAUCAGAGUAGGUCCAUAGA
Molecule: messenger RNA, 3566 nt
Organism: Sarcophilus harrisii (Tasmanian devil)
Lineage: Eukaryota; Metazoa; Chordata; Mammalia; Dasyuromorphia; Dasyuridae
Gene: SCTR
Product: secretin receptor
Exons: 13
Coding region: 199-1518 (439 amino acids)
Biological process (GO): cell surface receptor signaling pathway; adenylate cyclase-modulating G protein-coupled receptor signaling pathway; brain development
Cellular component (GO): plasma membrane
Molecular function (GO): peptide hormone binding; secretin receptor activity; G protein-coupled peptide receptor activity
Source: RefSeq, a predicted model, not a curated record